CCUGGUUGUUGUAGGGAUAGUAGUGUCUUUCUGUCAAACAUAAAUUCGGGGAAGUUGGCGGAUAGGAACAGUGCUCCCAGCGGUGCUGUUGAUCAGAGCCCACUGGGUAGUUCUGUGUCCAAAGACAACCAAAACUCAGAGGGCGGCCUCCUCUCCCUGGUUCCUCGCCCCCACGUCCCUUGUUUUCAGGUGUACAGGCUUAACAGGAAGACAAGCUGAGGCCCUGAAGCUCUGUACUGCGUGGAGGUGGCGGCAUUAUCAUCCUGUGUAGAGGCAACAUGACUGAGUUCUGGAUGUGCUUCAGCUGCUGCGUAGCAGAGCAGCCUCAGCCGAAGAGGCGACGGCGAAUAGACCGUUCUAUGAUUGGAGAACCUAUGAACUUUGUCCACACCACACAUGUGGGUUCAGGGGAUAUGGGGAUGGGGUUAGGAGCAGGCAGCUCCCUGCAGGAGCAGAUGAAAUCUAAAGGUGGUUAUGGAAAUGGGGUAUCUGAAAAUGUCCAAGAAUGACCAGAAGAGAAGCCCAAUACUUUAAAUCCAAAGAAACUGUUGCUGUUCUCUGAAGCCUACAAUGCACUGCCACUGGUACUUGACAGAGGCAUCUUUCAAAUAGCCAUUUUUUGAAAGACAAACAUAAAAUGUGAGGGUGGUGGGGGGAAAGAAAUGCCAACACUGAAAUUAAAUGAACAUGUAAAUAAUUACAUUAGUAAAGCACUGCUGUAUACUGAUUCUUAUUCAACAUUGCCUAUUAUAAUGCAGCAAAGUGGAGUAAAAUGUAUAGUAUUGAACUGAAUGCCUGCUAUGAUGAUUUGAAUGCUCAUUGUGGUAUAGAGCAUGUGAAGAAAUCCAUCCCAGUCAGAAUGAUAGCUGUUGUACAGGUUUGAAUUCUGGGAUCUCUGUAUUUAUGUUGCUUCAUCUUUGUGAAAUGUUAUUAUGAUAUAGUGGCUGGCCCACUUGCAAUUUUGAGGCAAAUUUUUGUCUGAAGCCUGGUAUCUUUUGUAGUUUUCGAUGUUAGUCGAAUUUUCCACGUACGAGCAAUCAUUCUUUUGCAGUCUUUUGCAGAAUAGCCCCUCUGUAUGCUACGGGUUUAAUACUUGCUUUCCUUAUUUUUUCCCAGUUUUACUUGAUUUAGACUUCUUUG
Megalops cyprinoides (Indo-Pacific tarpon) is the source of this 1140-nucleotide messenger RNA. Its product is annotated as CDC42 small effector protein 2-like. The transcript has 5 exons. Gene Ontology annotation, molecular function: small GTPase binding. Gene Ontology annotation, biological process: regulation of Rho protein signal transduction. Lineage: Eukaryota; Metazoa; Chordata; Actinopteri; Elopiformes; Megalopidae. The record is from RefSeq and is a predicted model, not a curated record. The coding region runs from base 279 to 509 and encodes 76 amino acids. Gene Ontology annotation, cellular component: plasma membrane.